GGGAAGCGGAGACGCAGACAGCAGGAUCUCGGGCGGUGAGGUGGUGGUGUAACUGUAGUCGCCGCGGAAGACCCCGGACGACGCCUGCGGCCACUGGGGACCAGUGUUUGGGUCCCUGUCGCCUGUGAAGAUGGUGUUGCUCACGAUGAUCGCCCGGGUGGCGGACGGGCUGCCGCUGGCCGCCUCGAUGCAGGAGGACGAGCAGUCUGGCCGGGACCUCCAGCAGUACCAGAGUCAGGCCAAGCAACUCUUCCGAAAGUUGAACGAACAGUCCCCUACCAGGUGCACCUUGGAAGCUGGUGCCAUGACGUUUCACUACAUCAUCGAGCAGGGGGUAUGCUACUUGGUUUUGUGUGAAGCUGCCUUCCCCAAGAAGCUGGCAUUUGCUUACCUGGAAGACCUGCACUCAGAGUUUGAUGAGCAACACGGGAAGAAGGUGCCCACAGUGUCGAGACCCUACUCCUUUAUAGAGUUUGACACCUACAUCCAGAAAACCAAGAAGCUCUACAUUGACAGUCGUGCUCGGAGAAACCUUGGCUCCAUUAACACUGAGCUGCAGGACGUGCAGAGGAUCAUGGUGGCCAACAUCGAGGAGGUGCUGCAGCGGGGAGAAGCCCUCUCAGCGUUGGAUUCCAAGGCUAACAAUUUGUCCAGCCUGUCCAAGAAGUACCGCCAGGAUGCGAAAUACUUGAACAUGCGGUCCACAUACGCCAAACUUGCGGCCGUGGCGGUGUUUUUCAUCAUGUUAAUAGUGUAUGUGCGGUUCUGGUGGCUGUGAGUCAUGAGUCCAGUCACUGGCAAGGGAGAGCCUAGAGCCUGGCAAGUGUGUUUUCAGGAAGCUGAGCUCACAGAGAUGUGUGUUAGAACCCAAGUGGAACUUCUGCCUCUAAAGACCUUGCAAGAAAAGACCCUGGAAGUGAAAGGUUACACCUCAUUUCAUGAUGCUUAACCCUAAGUAGGAAGUCUCUUUUGGGGGCAGAGGCUUUCUCUGGGUGCUAAGCCAUAUAGUUAGGGAACAGUAGAUUGAUUUUGUUUUGUUUUUCCCCUCCCAGUGUUUUACAUUUUAAAGCAGCACUGACUGGGGCAUUCUCAGUCUCUCAUGGAGCCAUGGGUGAGAUUUAGCUUAAACAGCAUGUUUAAGUGACGUUCUGAAAUUCGUCAGAGAAGGCAGUGCCCUGGGAAGGUUUUUGAGUCUAGCUAAUCAACAUUCCUUUUGUUGGGGACACUUGUGAUUUUCAGUAACCUGAGUCCUUUGCUGGCCUUUCAGGCAAGACUCCAGUAUGUGAAGGUUAAUUGCUGUGCCGCCAAGGCCCUGUCUGUGGGCCCCUGUAGGAAGCUGACCUUUAUUGUGUUCCUUUUUAACUAUUUUGCUUAUUGCACAACUGCUUUAGGGGUAAACGAACCGUAUUAAGAUGCCUUGAAAUGAUAUUACAGCACUCCUUGAUUCAGAAACGAAAUGUUCUUUGUCAUUUACUCCUUAAAAUACUUCAAUUAGUUUGGGACAGUCUUAAUUUUACUUUCCAGCAGGUGGCUUACAUUCGAGUGAGAGUGAGUGUGGCAUGCAGACAGCCGGAGGCCCCAGGCCUAGUCAGAACGGCCCGGCUCACCGGAACCACUCGGCCUGCCCCUUCCUUGCUUUCUCCACUACAGUUCCCCCCACUGUUUUCCUCCUUCCACAGUUUGCUGAUAUUUAAAUUAUUCUACCAUAUCCCAUAAGCAUCCUCUCAGGAUCAAUUUCACAAUGGCAAAUGUUCAGCUAUGUAGUUAAAUUAAAAUGUUUGCUGAGCAGCUGUUCUGCUCUGUACAUUUACCUGAGGAAGCCCCUAGAGCACCUCAUACCUGCUUCAAUAGGCUCAGCUUGUCUGAGAAUGUUCUAGAAGUAGAUAAUUCAUUUUCAGUGGUUCGUACUAACAAAUCAAAAGCACCUAUGCUUUCCCCACUUUUUUGCUCAGGGACGAUGGGGGACUUUUACUUUCUGAGGUAGGAUUUUUUUAAUGGGGAGAAUAGGCCUUUCAAAUAUCAUCACAAGGGUCUACAGUAUAACCUUUAUCUCUUAUACACACUGCAGAUAACUUCUUUAAAUUGUGCAGGAUAAAGAGCCAACUUCUUACUUGUCAAUAUCUUUGAAAAGAACUGUAGCCAGUAAACAAUUUUAUAACUCUAAGGGAUAUCAAAGUUACUGUCCUGAUGGAGAAAAUAAAUCCUAUUUCCUAACUAACAAGGCAACAGGAAAUGCUUAUUUUAUUCCUGAUAACUUACAGAACUAGCAUAAAAAGUUUUUUCUUUCCAUUUGGACCUACAUUUGCCAGAUGGAGUUUUAUGCACGAAACAUGAAGUUACAUUUUAUAGCAAAUGCGUCCCUAGAGACUGGCCCCUCAGUAAUGAUGUCAGCAAUGCGAGCCCUGAAGGGCUGAGAAGCCCGUGGUGCCACCGUCGGUGCGCCUGCAGGACUGGAGAGUGGCAGUUCAUGGGCGAGAGCUGCAGCUGCAGCCAGAUGGUCAGCAGUGAAAUAAAUACUUCUAGAAUGUUCCCGUCAGUGUGAAGUUUUGUUAUCUAGUUAUUUAUGUAUAGUGUCCUUAGUAGGUACAUUUCUGUUCAAAUUCAAUGGGUUAAUUUUAAAAAUGAGAGGUAGGGGUGAGGAACAAAGGAACAAGAAGUGUUUUAAAAUUACAGCAUAGGAAAUGAGAGGCCAGGAUUGGCAUACGGUUCCUGCACCUGUUCUUUGGUGGGGCAGUAGAGAGACCUGACUAGGUGAAACAUAUUAGGGCUCAAACAGGGACCUGAAAGAGCACAGCAGAGGGGCGGGCGCGCGAGGAAGGCGUAGCUGACUUGGGGAAGGAUGGUAAGAGAAGAAGGAAAGCGGGUAGUCGACGGUUAACUGAGUUGGGCAGAGUCCUGAGGGAGAGUCAGGCAUGUUUGGGGUUAACUUCUUGGGUAGCUGUAGACCUGGGGGCGAGCAGGACUGGUUUUCUGUCAUAAGGAUUUGCCCACCAUGCUGCCGGGUUUAGCACUCCACCAGCAGUCUGGCAGGAGAUGGCAUCCUAUCAGUGAUCUUCCUGGCCGUAGUGAAAACAGAGCGAUGUGUUUGGAAGUAGGGAGAGGAAACCGGGAAGCUGUCAAGCUGGAAUGAGACAUAAGGAGACAGAUGUUAUGCAAUUUUCAAGAAAGGCUUCUCCCAGAUGCCAAAUAGUAACUGGCACAUAAUGGUUUCUGUAACUUACGCUUGCGCAGAAGUAAGAACGGUUCACGCCAUGAGUGAAGAGCCUUUACAGAGGACACUACUCUCGGGCACAGAGUUUAGUAACUUGGAAAGUGAUACAAGCUAAGAUUUAAAAGUGAUACAAGCUAAGAUUUGAAGUUCAGCAGUUUGGUUUCAGAGCCUGCUUUUCUGCACUACGCUAGUUGAUCAAGAAGUCAAACAAAAUAGGUAUUAAGAAAUGUAUUUUGAAUACAACAGUCGGGUUUAAGCAUAGAAGCAGAAGUAAUUCCAGAGAAGUACAAAGUCACUGUGGUGGAUUGAAGACUGAGUGACAAAGAAGGAGAUGUGGAAGUUCUGUUACAAGUAGCUUUUCAUAAAAUGCUUUAAGAAAUACCACAAAUGUUAAAAUGUAGCAGUAUAGCAUGAUUCUUAAGCUUUUUGGGAAACCUUUGAAAAUCUGAGUGAAGGAUUUAUUCCCUUUAUCCCAGGAAAGAUGUUCACAUGUACGUGUUAGUCCUGUAUCACACGUUAUGUCUGUGUAUUUAAGAACUCCACAAAGCCUGUCCUGACCUGGUGGUCCAUGGCACCCCUCCCACCCCCCUCAGUGAAGAACUCCAGAUAUGUAGAUGUGGAACUCAAAGGUGAGUACCUGGAGGCCUUGAAAACUGUCCAGCCAUGGCAGAUUAAAGGAUCCUGCAUUUUGGACUAAGUAACAAGUGUGGAGGAAAUACGUUAUUGAAAAAAGAAUUGUCAUUUUCCUCUGGGGUAUUCAGGGAUCUGUAUCCCAGUUCCUCAAAGUCACAUUUUAGGAUCCUAAACUUUAUAUUUUCUGUUUUUAUCAGUAGGAAGUCUUCCAGAAGCAAGUGAUGAACACAAAUAGAUAAUCAUUUCUGCACACACAUUAAAAAUAAACCGAUUAGAAAAAAAUCUCCCUUCCCAUCUUACUGGGAGUUUUAUGACUAAGCUCUUGAAGGCUGGGUGGCCACAUAAUUAAGACUCUUGGUUAGUGUAUUUCACAGAACAAAGAACCCCACUAGGUUAUCUUUUCAGGCAGCUCAGCAAAAAUGCAAAGAGCCGUGGUUGGAAAAGUUAUAAAUGCUGCACUUCCAGUAAUAGCGCAUUUACAGCGGGACCAACUGACUUGUACUGUAAAUGUCCCCCAAGAAGCUCAUUGCAUGAGAGGGUAGCAAAUUGAAUCUCGGAUGUGUUCUUGCUCAUUACUGUCAAGCAGGAUUGAACUAAGUCAAAACUAUCUUUAGCUGUUUAAUCAUUGGAUUCUAAUAAAGUUGAUUUCAAGUGCUAUACCUGAAUUCUCAUUUUAGAUUAGCAAAAUUGUUAGGAGUUUGACCUCCACGUGAUUUCAUUUUACUGUUCAGCUCCUUUUCAUUUUCUGUCACGUCUCCCUCGUUUACUUUUUUUUUAAGAGUUUCGAGUCUCAGAUUCUUUUCCAUAGAAGAAGUGGGGUACAGGCCAGCGGUGCAAGGGGUGAGAGGGUUCACCGAGACAGAGCCCGAA
Molecule: messenger RNA, 4714 nt
Organism: Condylura cristata (star-nosed mole)
Lineage: Eukaryota; Metazoa; Chordata; Mammalia; Eulipotyphla; Talpidae
Gene: SEC22B
Product: SEC22 vesicle trafficking protein homolog B (S. cerevisiae)
Exons: 5
Coding region: 131-778 (215 amino acids)
Biological process (GO): retrograde vesicle-mediated transport, Golgi to endoplasmic reticulum; vesicle fusion with Golgi apparatus; endoplasmic reticulum to Golgi vesicle-mediated transport
Cellular component (GO): endoplasmic reticulum membrane; endoplasmic reticulum-Golgi intermediate compartment; SNARE complex
Molecular function (GO): SNAP receptor activity
Source: RefSeq, a predicted model, not a curated record